AUGGGGGAGACGGAGGACGACAAUGGAGCCAAACUGUUUGAAAACUUUGUCCUGGCGUCCACCUGUAAGGGCGCACUGCAGGCCUUCAACGUGAUGUGCCAAAAACUGGACCUGGAUCCAUCGGACAACAGCACGUUCUAUGCUGAUCUCAAAGCCAGAGUGACCUACUGGAAAGCCAAAGCGCUAUGGGCCAAACUGGACAAGAGAAUGUCCCAUAAGGAGUACAAGAACGGUCAAGCUGCCGAGGGCACACGGUGUCUGAUUAUCGGUGGAGGGCCGUGUGGCUUACGCGCUGCCAUAGAGCUGGCACUGAUGGGAGCUAAAGUGGUGGUGAUCGAGAAAAGAGACUCCUUCUCCAGACACAACGUGCUGCAUCUUUGGCCUUUCACCAUUCAUGAUCUGCGAGGACUUGGAGCCAAAAAGUUUUAUGGGAAAUUCUGUGCUGGAGCCAUAGACCAUAUAAGUAUCCAGCAGCUGCAGCUCAUCCUGCUGAAAGUGGCCCUCCUUGUUGCUGUAGAGUUUCAUAUCAAUACAGAGUUUGUCCAACUGCUGGAGCCUCCCCAAGACCAAGAAAAGCAAGAGGUGGGUUGGCGUGCAGCUGUCCGUCCUGCUGAUCAUCCUGUGGCCGACUUUGACUUUGACGUGAUCGUGGGAGCCGAUGGACGUCGCAAUACUCUUGAUGGGUUCAAAAGAAAAGAGUUCAGAGGGAAGCUGGCCAUUGCAAUCACUGCAAACUUCAUUAACAGAAACACCACAGCUGAGGCCAAAGUGGAGGAGAUCAGUGGAGUGGCUUUCAUCUUUAACCAAAAGUUCUUCACGGACCUCAAAGAAGAAAUGGGUAUAGAUUUGGAGAACAUUGUGUACUACAAAGACAACACACAUUAUUUUGUCAUGACUGCCAAGAAACAGAGUCUGCUGGACAAAGGAGUCAUCAUGCAUGAUUAUGUAGACACGCAAAUGUUGCUCAGCAGUGAAAACAUCAACCAGGAAGCUCUUCUGUGCUACGCCCGGGAGGCAGCUGACUUUGGCACCAAUUACCAACUUCCCACGCUGGAUUUUGCCCUAAACCACUGCGGCCAGCCAGAUGUUGCCAUGUUUGACUUUACGAGCAUGUACGCCUCAGAGAACGCCGCUCUGGUGCGGGACCGGGGCGGACACCAGCUGCUGGCGGCUCUGGUCGGCGACAGUCUGCUGGAGCCCUUCUGGCCCAUGGGAACAGGUUGUGCUCGGGGUUUUCUGGCUGCGUUUGAUCUUGCCUGGAUGGUGAAGAGCUGGGCUGAGGGUCGGCCUGUCCUGGAGGUGCUGGCAGAGAGAGAAAGUGUUUACAGAUUACUUCAUCAAACAACACCUGCAAACAUUGCUAAAAACUUUGACCAGUACACCAUCGACCCGGGGACCCGAUACCCAAACAUCAACGAGUCCGCUGUCAGGCCGCACCAGGUGAAACAGUUUUAUAUCAACGGAGAAAUUAAAAGCUGCUCUCUGGAGCGAGCUGCGACCAUCCGCCGGCCGGUCAAUCUCCGCAGACGAGAGUCAGAGAUCCGGCCGGCGAGGCUCCUCACGUGGUGUCAGAAGCAGACUGAAGGCUACAGCGGCGUGGACAUCACUGACCUGAGCUCAUCAUGGCUCAGCGGCACCGCGCUCUGUGCCCUCAUCCACCGCUUCAAACCACAGCUCAUAGAUUUGGAUUCCCUAAAAGAGGAAGACCAAGCAGAAAAACUACAGCUUGCGUUUGACAUAAGCGAACGUGAAUUUGGUAUUCGGCCGUUUACGACCGGGACAGAACUGUGUUCAGACCAGGAGUUGGAUAAGACCCAGAUGGCCGCAUACCUGUCCAAGUUCUAUGAGCUCUUCCGGGGCACGCCGUUACCCUCAUCAGGUCCUGAAGGGGUGGAUGAAAAUAGUGAAGAUCCAUCAAAAGGCAUCCGGCGAAAUAACAAGGUGCUGAAUCUUGCCUUGACAAGAAAGAGGGUUCCAAAGGAGGAGAAGAAAACAGACAGCGCAGACAAUAUUUACAAAAGAAGGCGGAAAUUUGGAUAUUUAGAAGAGGCCACCAACCUUUCCAGUAAUAGAUCUGCAGUGCCAGACGACUCUGGCCCCAAAGAGAACAAGGUUCGCUCGAUGGCAUCACAGCUCCUCGCCAAGUUUGAAAACAAGCCCAAUUCCACCAUCCGAAGACAGUUACUGCCUAACUAUAUUGACAUGAGAGAGAUUCUGCAAGUCAGGCUCAGACCUACCCCCAUCCCUACACCUCGGCCGGUCAUAGAGUCCGCUAUUACGUCACCGCUUGCGUUUCUGAGACCCGUGGACAGAUCCAGACCUCUUCAGCCUGUGUCUGAGCAGCUGUUCUGUGUGGUGAAGCUGAGACAUGUCGAUCAUCACACACAUGCCCAGACUGUGCCCCCCCCUCCACCUGACAGCCCCCCACCUCCUGCCUCCCUGACCGCAGCCCAGCUCAUGUCCAGAGUCCUGCGGCGUCUCAGAGAAGUGGACCAACACGUCUCUGAGAUAAAGGCACAUACACAACAAACAAGGGAGUUUCACACAAAAUCAAUCAAAGAGAAGGCUGUUCACCUCACUGGGAUGUUUUCAAGUGAAACGCCCGCUGCUCAAAAGGGCGGUGUUCGCAGGACCAUCCCUCAGUCCGCAGACCGGUGCCGGGCGUGUGAGCGGCGUGUGUAUCUGGUGGAGCGGGUGAGCGCAGAAGGACUGUUCUUUCACAGAGAGUGUUUCCGAUGCUCUUCUUGUCACUCCACUCUGAGACUGGGAGCAUACGCCUUUGACCCAGAGCAAGGUCAACUUUACUGUCAGCUUCACUUUGAUCAACGCAGCAAUGGGACACAUCUGAGGAGGACUUUCUCUCACAGAUCAAAUGGCACUGGGAGUGGAUUAGUGGAGAAGAGCGUGCUGCAGGAGCAGACCAGGACUCCUAUGGUUGCUCAGAGUUCCUCUUCAGUCUGUCACUUUCUUGAGGAUUCAGUUCCUGAUGAGGACUGA
Molecule: messenger RNA, 2997 nt
Organism: Knipowitschia caucasica
Lineage: Eukaryota; Metazoa; Chordata; Actinopteri; Gobiiformes; Gobiidae
Source: the annotation of a GenBank genome assembly